This is a messenger RNA of Rhinichthys klamathensis goyatoka, 1972 nucleotides long. RefSeq names its product one cut homeobox 2 (gene onecut2). The transcript has 2 exons. The record is from RefSeq and is a predicted model, not a curated record. Lineage: Eukaryota; Metazoa; Chordata; Actinopteri; Cypriniformes; Leuciscidae. Gene Ontology annotation, biological process: regulation of transcription by RNA polymerase II. Gene Ontology annotation, cellular component: nucleus. Gene Ontology annotation, molecular function: RNA polymerase II cis-regulatory region sequence-specific DNA binding; DNA-binding transcription factor activity, RNA polymerase II-specific. The coding region runs from base 448 to 1818 and encodes 456 amino acids.
UAGAGGAUGAAAUGAUCCGUUCGGAAUGACAGUAAAGGGACCGUCUGACGCCAGAUUCCAGAUGCAAAGACAGCCGCUCCGAACGGGCUCAGCGAUUGGCCAGAGCGCUAAUGAGCUGCACUCACGAGCAACGCGAUUGGACGGGUGGCGCGUCAGUCAAGGCGAAGUCUCCUCCCCUUUCAGCAGGGUCGGGUGCGCGCGGAGCAAAGCCCACCCCGAACACCUCCAGCUGCCCAAACAGAAGACGCAGGAGGAGUAGAGGGCUCGGACAUGGGGAGAAAUCAGCACUGGCCCGUCUGAUAGAGAUCGGUGUUUUUUAUUUAUUAGAAAAAAAACCGAGAGGCCUUAGCACAACCAAAAAAAAAAAAGAAAAAAAAAAAAAGAAGAAAAAAAAAAGGAGAGAAAACCCAUCCCUAGCACAAAGCUGGACAUAAAUCAAUGGACUGAAUGAAGACUGCCUAUACCGCCUAUCGAUGCCUGGCCAAGGAUUUGGAUGCGUACGCCAUGAACCCAGAGAUGACAAUGGACAUUGGCAACCUACAUGCCGGAAUAAGCCAUGAGCAGGACUUGAUGAGCCACAGCCCUCAUCACAACCGCAAUUCGCUACGGAUACACCAGGAUCUGAGCGUUGCGCCGUCGCGCUCCGCGAUGGUGUCCAGUAUGGCAUCGAUACUGGACGGUGGUGGUGGUGGAGGUUGCGCGGGAGGAGAGUAUCGUCCGGAGCUUUCUUUACCGCUUCAUCACGCCAUGAGCAUGCCGUGCGACACCUCCCCACCCGGGAUGAGCGGCACAUACACCACCCUGACCCCGCUUCAGCCCCUGCCUCCCAUUUCCACAGUAUCCGACAAAUUCCACCAUCCGCAUCACCACCACCACCACCACCACCAGCGUCUCUCUGGGAAUGUGAGCGGCAGCUUCACUCUCAUGCGGGACGAGAGGACUCUACCAGCCAUGAAUAACAUCUACAGCCCCUACCACAAAGAUAUGAGCGGGAUGGGUCAAAGCUUGUCCCCUCUGGGUAACAUCCACAACGCGCAACCAACGCUCCACAAUUACGGCGCGCACGGGCACGAUAAGAUGCUAAGCUCCAACUUUGACGCACACACUGCCAUGCUGGCCAGAGGGGACCAGCACCUCUCCAGAGGCCUCGGUGGCCCCACCGCGGGCAUGAUGCCGCAUCUCAACGGGAUGCACGGGUGCCACCCUCAAUCCCACGGGCCCGUGUUGGCUUCCAACCGGGACAGACCGCCCUCCUCCUCCGGAGCGCCGGGUUCUGGCGGCUCGGGUCAGCUGGAAGAGAUCAACACGAAAGAAGUGGCGCAGCGCAUCACGGCCGAGCUGAAGCGCUAUAGUAUCCCGCAAGCCAUCUUCGCUCAGCGGGUGUUGUGCCGCUCGCAGGGAACCCUGUCCGACCUCCUGCGGAACCCCAAACCCUGGAGUAAACUCAAGUCCGGCCGAGAGACGUUUCGCCGCAUGUGGAAGUGGUUACAGGAGCCCGAGUUUCAGAGGAUGUCGGCCCUUCGGCUUGCAGCGUGCAAAAGAAAAGAGCAGGACCCGAGCAAAGACAGGAGCAAUACACCAAAGAAAUCGCGGCUGGUUUUCACAGACCUGCAGCGAAGAACACUUCUGGCCAUCUUUAAAGAGAACAAGCGCCCGUCCAAAGAAAUGCAGCUGACCAUCUCGCAGCAGCUGGGACUGGAACUGAACACUGUAAGCAACUUCUUCAUGAACGCCCGCAGACGCAGCCUGGACAAAUGGCUGGACGAGGGAAGUCCGGGCAACACGUCGUCCACCUCCAGCACUUGUACCAAAGCGUGAUCCCGGGGGAGGGGGGGUGGUGGGAUGGGAUGGGAUGGGAACGUGGGAUCGGGAUGAGGGUCCCGUGCACCGGGGAGGGUGCAAACUUUUUAAGAGGAGAAAAUCGUUCCGAAGGGCAACGAGAGAAACUGCUUACCGGCUCAAUGCUUUCGGU